AUGGCCGGAGUGGCCGGAAGGCUGGCGCGGCGGUGGUGCUUGGGCGCUCUCAGCAGUCCUCUGCAGGUCGCUCGUUUCCCGGCACUUCAGCUGCAUUUGUGUGGCCCAGCAAUGAGAGGCAGCCAGAAGGACUUUGAAAACGCCAUGAACCAGGUGAAACUCUUGAAGAAGGACCCAGGAAAUGAAGUGAAGCUAAAACUCUACGCACUGUAUAAGCAGGCCACUGAAGGACCUUGUAAUGUGCCCAAACCAGGUGUGCUUGACUUUAUCAAUAAGGCCAAGUGGGAUGCUUGGAAUGCUCUUGGCAGUCUGCCCAAGGAAACCGCCAGGCAUAACUACGUGGACUUGGUGUCCAGUUUGAGUGCUUCCUCUGAGUCCUCCAGCCAGGUGACACCUGCAGCAGACAGGAAGCAGCCAGGAAGUGACGCCCUGGUGGUGACCUCCCAAGAUGGCAUCACAAGCAUCACAUUGAACCGGCCCGACAAAAAAAAUGCACUCACCACUCAGAUGUAUCACGACAUCAUGCUUGCACUUGAGGCUGCAAGCAAGGAUGAUUCAGCCAUAACUGUUUUAACAGGCAAUGGGGACUAUUAUUGUAGUGGGAAUGAUCUGACCAACUUCACGGAUAUUCCCCCUGGCGGAGUGGAGGAGAAAGCCAGAAGCGGGGCCGUUUUACUGAGGGGUUUUGUCGACUGUUUCAUAGAUUUUCCGAAGCCUCUGGUUGCAGUGGUAAAUGGACCAGCUGUAGGAAUCUCCGUCACCAUUCUCGGGCUAUUUGAUAUCGUGUAUGCGACCGACAGGGCAACAUUUCAUACUCCAUUCAGUCACCUAGGCCAGAGUCCAGAAGGAUGCUCCUCUUACACUUUUCCGAAGAUAAUGGGCCCAAGCAAGGCAACAGAGAUGCUCGUUUUUGGGAAGAAGUUGACAGCCCGGGAAGCCUGCGCCCAAGGACUUGUUACUGAAGUUUUUCCCGACAGCACUUUUCAGAAGGAAGUUUGGGCCAGGCUGAAAGCAUAUUCAAAGCUCCCCCCAAAUGCCAUGAGAAUUUCAAAACAGGUCAUCAGAAAUAGGGAGAAAGAAAAGUUGCAUGCGAUUAAUGCUGAAGAAAGCAGCACCCUGCAGGAGAGGUGGCUGUCAGAUGAGUGCGUGAACGCCGUCUUGAGCUUCCUGUCCAAAAAAGCAAAGCUGUGA
Molecule: messenger RNA, 1191 nt
Organism: Lipotes vexillifer (Yangtze River dolphin)
Lineage: Eukaryota; Metazoa; Chordata; Mammalia; Artiodactyla; Lipotidae
Gene: ECI2
Product: enoyl-CoA delta isomerase 2
Exons: 10
Coding region: 1-1191 (396 amino acids)
Cellular component (GO): peroxisome; mitochondrion
Molecular function (GO): fatty-acyl-CoA binding; delta(3)-delta(2)-enoyl-CoA isomerase activity
Source: RefSeq, a predicted model, not a curated record